Messenger RNA from Drosophila serrata, 1298 nucleotides. RefSeq names its product Pepsinogen C-like (gene Pgcl). Gene Ontology annotation, molecular function: aspartic-type endopeptidase activity. Gene Ontology annotation, biological process: proteolysis; cell death. Lineage: Eukaryota; Metazoa; Arthropoda; Insecta; Diptera; Drosophilidae. The record is from RefSeq and is a predicted model, not a curated record. Gene Ontology annotation, cellular component: lysosome.
ACUCGCUCCGGUGGUCAUGUCUUUUCACUUCUCAGCUCUGGCCCUCCUGGCCCUGACCCUCACCGUGCUCCUGGCGGCCAGUGAGGCGUCCAAGGUGGCCAGAUUGCACCGGAUUGCGAUCCACCGAUCGGCGAACUUCAAGCGCAGCCAGAAGGCAGUUGUGGCGGAGAGGGACUUGGUCCAGACCAAGUAUGGCCAGAACAAGACCCAGAGCCUGAGCCAAAAGGCCAACGGAUACCCGGUGGAACCGCUGUCGAACUUCGACAACUACCAGUAUUACGGGAACAUCAGCAUCGGCACUCCGCCGCAGUACUUCAUGGUGCAGUUCGACACGGGCUCCUCGAACCUCUGGAUCCCGAGCACAAGCUGCACGAGCGCGGGCUGUGCCGACCAUCAGACGUACAACCAGACCGCCUCCAGCUCGUACCAGGCGAACGGAACCUACUUCUCGAUCACCUACGGAACGGGCAGUGUCUCCGGCUACCUCGCCGUGGACUCCGUCUCCGUGGGCGGCCUGACGGUGGCCAGCCAGAAGUUCGGACAGGUGUACACCGAGAUCGGCACGAACUUCGUGGACGCCCUGUUCGAUGGCAUCUUGGGCAUGGGCUUCCCGGCCCUGGCGGCGGACGGUGUCGUUCCCGUCUUCCAGAACAUGAUCAACCAGGGCCUGGUGGCGAACCCCGUGUUCUCGUUCUACUUGCGGGACAACGGCUCCACCGUCAACUACGGCGGCGAGCUCAUCCUGGGCGGAUCGGAUCCGUCGCUCUACCGCGGCGGCCUCACCUACGUCCCGGUGAGCCAGCCGGCCUACUGGCAGUUCAUCACGGACUCCAUUAAGAUCGGAAGCACGGUGGUCAGUGUGGGCGAUGCGGCGAUUGCGGAUACGGGAACCUCCCUGAUUAUUGCCCCCCAGGCGGAUUUCGACACCAUUGCCGCCAUCUUCUCGGCCGACUCGAAUGGUGUGUUCUAUUGCACUUCGACAAAGUCCAUGCCCGACCUGGUUAUCAACAUCCAAGCCGUGGAAUUUAGGAUCCCGGCCAGCUACUAUGUCGAGCGGGAUGGUAGCGAGUGCCAGUUACUCAUUCAGUCCAUUAACCAGAACUUUUGGAUUAUGGGCGAUGUGUUCCUAGGACGAUUCUACACGGAGUUCGAUGUGGGAAACCAGCGACUAGGAUUCGCUCCGGUCAAUGGUGCCUUUUCCCUAUCACAAAUCGGUCUGUGGAAGAUCCUGGCCUUGGUUAUGGCCUUUAUGGCGGGUCUUUGGUGGUAGGAAAGUACUUAAAUAGUUUAUAAAUCUU